This is a messenger RNA of Chroicocephalus ridibundus (black-headed gull), 6437 nucleotides long. It is a transcript of the gene LRRC28, whose product is annotated as leucine rich repeat containing 28. The transcript is spliced from 10 exons. Gene Ontology annotation, molecular function: protein binding. The record is from RefSeq and is a predicted model, not a curated record. NCBI's taxonomy places the organism in Eukaryota, Metazoa, Chordata, Aves, Charadriiformes, Laridae. Bases 931 to 2034 code for a protein of 367 amino acids.
GAGCGGGACAGGGUCUGUGUGCCUCCCCCCCUUGCUCUACCCUCUCCGUGAGGGGGUGUGAGCCUUCGCCGGCCCCCUUCGGCCGUGGCUGCGGCCUCCCGCCGCCGCAUCAGCCCUCACAGGCCUCCGCCUCUGGCGGCUCCCCCACAGCCGGGACAGGCCGGUUCCCACGCACCCACCCGUGACAGACCGGCCUCCCCCAGUUCCCUAGGCCCCAGUAGCAGCGGGGGGGGGGGGGGGGGGCGGCUCCAUGCAGCCCCCCCUCACAGCCUUGUCCUCUCCUGCCCCGAGGCUCCUCCGAGUUUUCACCCGUCCCUGUCUGCUCUUUCCCCCCGAGCAGUCCCUGUCGGCCGGGGGUCUGCGGGUCUCCUGGGCCUCCCGGUGUCAGCCCUUCGCACACCUUCGCCUGUCCUCACCUCCCUGUCCUGUGCUCGGGGAGGCUUAUUGCCGUCUUCAUCUUCCGUGAAACGGCGGCUUUCUCCCCUGAAUGACCUGACUCCUCACAGGGAAUCACUGUGUAUUAAUUAUCCGUCCUCAUCCUCCCUUUUUACCUUCCUUAAAGACCCUAGUUGUGUCUUCCUUUUUUGGCAUUCCUUUUUCCUUCAUCUCUGGAAGAACAUCGUUUAGAGUGAAAAAAUUUGGCUGGUGGUGGACGGGAGUAGGAGGGUUUUUCUUUGAAGUAGGAGCCAAAAUAUAGUACGUUAUAGCUGGACUUCGCAUUUGUGGGCCUGCACGUCUGUGUGUUCAUGUGUGCCAUGGCUGAAUGCGGUCCAGUUGGUAUAUGGAGUCACAACACUGAAGAGAAGCUUGUGAUUGCAGGACACCUAAAAAGCAUCUCUGGACAAAUUGGAAGGCUGUUGGGUAUUUAUAAAUGGGUCUGUUUUCAGAAGAUGCAAUGCACUAGAUGUGGUGCUUGGAACAGGAUUAGUCAUGGCAUCAGAACUAUGUAAAACAAUCUCUGAGGCAAAGCUGGAAAGGCACAAGAACUUGUUCUUAAAUUACCGAAAUCUCCAUCAUUUUCCUUUGGAAUUACUGAAAGAUGAGGGGCUGCAGUACUUGGAGAGACUUUAUAUGAAAAGAAAUUCCCUGACCACAUUGCCAGAAAACCUUGCACAGAAGCUUCCAAACCUCGUGGAAUUGUACCUUCAUUCAAAUAACAUAGUUGUUGUACCUGAAGCCAUUGGCUCCCUCGUUAAACUGCAGUUUCUGGACCUAAGUGAUAAUGCCCUCGAAAUUGUGUGUCCAGAGAUUGGCCGCCUGAGAUCUUUACGUCAUCUUCGCUUGGCUAACAACCAGCUGAAAUAUUUACCUGCAGAGGUUGGAGACCUGAGGGAGCUGCAGACGCUGGAUAUUUCAACCAAUCGUUUGAUAACGUUACCUGAAAGGCUGCAUAUGUGCCUUUCGCUGCAGUACUUGACUGCAGACCGAAACCACCUGUGGUAUGUUCCCCGCCACCUGUGCCAACUACCAAGCCUCAAUGAGCUCUCCAUGGCUGGAAACCGCCUUGCAUUUUUGCCACUUGAUUUAGGUCGUUCUCGGGAGCUACAAUAUGUUUACGUGGAUAACAAUAUUCACCUGAAAGGCCUCCCAUCUUAUCUGUAUAAUAAAGUCAUUGGUUGCAGUGGUUGUGGUUCCCCAAUUCAAGUUUCAGAGGUGAAACUGCUUUCUUUUUCGUCGGGCCAGUUAACUGUGUUCCUGCCAGCAGAGGUGAAAUCUAUAGGGACAGAAACAGAUCAUGUGCUGCCUUUGCAAGAACUGGCCAUGAGGACCCUCUAUAACGCCUACUACAGAUUUUUAAAAGAUUUGAACUUUCUGACUCCAAUCUCACUACCCAAAAGCCUCUUGGAAUUGCUGCACUGUCCCUUGGGACACUGCCACCGCUGCAGCCAGCCUAUGUUUACCAUUGUCUACCCAAAGCUCUUUCCCUUGAGGGAAACUCCAAUGGCAGGAUUGCAUCAAGGGAGGACAACUGUUAGUUUUGUGGCAUACUGCUGCUCCACCCAGUGUCUGCAGACUUUUGACCUACUGAGUUGAUAAACAUUUAAAACUACUCAGGAGCGCUGCCAGUUUAAAGCUGCAUUAGACGUCGUAUCCCAUUGGUACUGGAAUACUUGUGUGCGCGCAUGUGCCAAAGCAGCAGAAGUGCCCAGUCGGGAACACUAAGAGGCACUUAAAUCCCAUCCUAUCAAAUUUGGAUGAACUGCAGAAACUUUUCGGAAGUGUAAAUACCAAGCUUUUAAAAGUAUUAACUUCUCUCUCCUCUAAGGCAGCAUACAAACCAAACAAAUUCAUAAGCUCUGACUUCAGGAUUUCCAGUAUUUUUCAGAUGUGGCUGUCUUCAGGUUGACCCAUUGCAUCAUUUGAGGCAGUUUUCAUUCCUUUAACAGGGGGGAAGAAAAAAGGUCCAGUUAUGGCAAACCAGUUUUCACUUACUCCCCCCCUCAUCCUCAUCACCCCUACAGCUGGAUUCAGGUACAUAGAUCUAAGCCUACAGAAACCUUUGAAGGAUCCCAGAGACUUUCACAUGGAAUUUAGCUUUAUUUUCCCCCUCAUAAUAUUUUCCCUAGCAGAAUUAUCCCAGUUGUGUACCAGGUCUUUGACAGUUAACUGUGCUAUUUAAAUCUGCAUAUUAAAAGCAGAUCUUUCUUUCUGGUAUCAUUAGAAGCCACACUGAUUUCAUUGGAGUAACUAGGAUAUAUCUGGAGACUAAAGAUCGUGUUUCAGUGAGGAAGGCCGUGUCUCCAAUAAGUGGUCUUGUUCCAGCAUGUUCAAGGGUGUGUUUUCUUUUUUUUUUUCACCACUUGAGUUUUUUAUUUUUAAAAACGCUUCCCCUUUUGCUUCUUUGAAUUCUUCAGGAAGAUGAGUUUAAGUACGAAUUUCACUUGGAAAAGAAAAACCACCCUAGUAAUAUGACAGUAAAUAUUUAACUAUAUUUAUUAUAUCUUUACAAUUGCAGUCUGUAGGUCUGCAAAGACUUGGUUUUCAUCUUUUUCUAGAUUCAGUAUUCGGCUGAUUUGUGAAGGUGUGUCAGUGGACUGUGUUAAUCUCGGAGAAGGCUGGAAAUCCAGGCUGGAAAUCCAUGGUAUCUCCAUGUCGUUAGGUAUAUAUGCACACAUAGAUAUCUUCACAGAAGGGCUGUAACAUUUGGUUUUGUAUAUUAAUGGCAGAUUUAGCACAAAUUGCCACUCGCUAUCGUAUUUGUGGGAAUCCUUUUUUGUUAGACUUUGUUCAUUUUAAAUAAAGGACAAAGGAUGGAAAAAAGGCCCAAAAAGUCUGCAUGACUUUAAAUUUUUAUUUUACACUGAAACAGUUUAUACAAAAUUAGCCCCUCUUGACUUGUUUUGGAAUAUAUAUUAUUAUUUUUUUUUACUUUCAAUUUCUUAGGUAUAAACUACUUGUUGAUUUAGCACAGUGUGCUCCUCUGUGCAGUAGGUAGUUACAAGCUGAAAUAGAUAUGAAUGAAACAGUUUGUUAUAAAAAUGGCAAGAUAAAGAGACUUAUUUGGUAGUAUAUUAGCAUAUGUUGUGGUGAGGUGUACAUACUUUGAAGGGAGGAGGCAUUAAAAUGUUUUCCUUUUGCCAAAGAAGCAUUUGUUCCCGCUGCAGGCUUCCUGGCAUUUCUUCAAUAAAUAGAGUAUCUUAAGAGCUUAAGAGAGUACCAAAAAGGCAGUUUUUGAGGGUAGAAUUUUUAGGUUGUGCAUGUUACUUGUAAAAACUUUGCUGGUUUUAUUGGGUUGGUUUUAGAGAGUUGAAUUAGCAUCAAGAAAUGUAGAACUUAAUCCUUCAGGAAUGCAAGUAUCAUCUACUGUUUAAGAAUUGUGAAACUUUCUAAAAUAAAGCCCAUUUAUUAAAUCUGCUUUGCAGUAGGGGAAAGAGCCAUGUCCAAGCAGACUUUGUACUGUUGGAUAUCAGACUCUGUCGUUUCACCAGGUUUUUUCAAUGUUGGUAUCCCCAACACGCCUUCCCACCCAGGGGGGUUUACUGCUGAAGCAGCAAAAUAAGUCUUCAGCUUUUUUCUUUUUCUUCAGUAGUACAUAGUUGAGGUGUGAAUUGUCUAGGUACAGUUAUACCUGUAUCAGAAAUGUGCAAGUGUAGCACAGAAUCCAUUUUUUUUUUAAUGGAUAAGAAAACUAUGGUAGUGUUACGAAUAUUAAUUUUUGAUACAAUACUCUGAUCAGGAAUUUUCAGCAUUAUUUUUACUGUGGCUUCCUCUGUUGUCUAUGGAGAUAUUUUGUUGGAAGUUUUAGUCCUCUUUUUAUAGGAACUUACAGACUUUAAAACACAGUUUAUUUCUGAAUUCAAGCUCUAAAAGUUAUUUUGCAGUUAAAUCUCUUGAUCAGCUAAAAGACAUUGACAUUUGUUUUAUUAGGAGUCAGAUAAGAGUGGAGCUUGAUUUUGUAUUAUUAUUUUUUAUUUUCCUUCUUCCCAUAAUCUGAUUAUUUUUUUAUUGAGUUCAUAUCAGUCUCUUUAUUAUUGUCUACAAGUGCAGUUCAGGAGAAAUUUAGUCUGUUCUAUAAGCAGGAUGAAUCUUAACUAACAUUUUAAUAGAUGAUAUUUCAAGAAUGGAAUGUUCAAUGAAUAAAUGACUUAAACACGCAAUUGAAGCUGAAAUGUCAUACCCUAUUUUUAUAGAACGAGGAAGAGGAAAGCCAAUAUAUAGACUGAAAAUGCAGCUUAAAAUUCAUGUUCCUCUGAUGUUUUUUAUACGAACCGUGUUUGUAUUCAUCUGUAUCUUUAGGUGAUAUUGUUCUAGAUUAAAAUAAUUCCAUUCUUACUUGUCCAAAUUUUUCUAAAGUUGUUCUACUGUAAAAGAAUUUCAUAACUCCUAACAUGGGAGCCAGCUAUGCAAGUUGUAGAGGGGAGAGGGAGCUUGUUGCUGAUUGAAUUGUGCAUCACUUGUUUUUCAAUAGGAGGUGUCACAAUACUUGGGCUUCUCUUUAAUGCAUAUGUUUCUAGGUAAUUUUUGAUUACUUGCUCUUGUUCUUCAGAUUAGUUCACAUUGAGGUAAAUUUUUCCUUGUACUGCAAAAAAGUCUGGUUCCAGCAGUUGAAAAAAAUGACCAUUUUUAAAGGGUUUUUUGUCAUAAAAGUAGAUCUUAACUCUUCACUUAGGGUGGGGGCAGAAGUUUCUGGUUUUUUUUUUCUAGGCAUUAUAAAGAGAAAGAUGCAGGAGAGAAAUGCGUGAAAAUAAGUCUUUAACCCAUUGAUAUUGCUAUAAAAUUUUUCUCAGUAAAGAUUAACUCUUAAUAUGAUUAGGGGGCACAGGCAUAAUUUUUGUUUAUGUUGUGAUAACAGGCACCAUGUUAAUGAAACUGGGGCCCUACUGCUUAUAAAGAUAACUUUUUUGUUCUACCACAAAGGAAACAGAAUCUCUGGCUUUGCUUAAAUAUAUUACUUGAGCGGUUUUACCAUGGACACUGUUAGAUUUGGAGCACUCCUCUUGGGAACCUUCCUGUUACUCCCCCAAAGGAUCAGAAAUACAAAUGUCCUUUCCGUUGCAAAGAACAAGGUCUAAUAUCAAGAAUUGUGGGGUUUUUUUUCUGUUUUGGCCUGAUACUUCUCUUGGGCUCUCACUGAAGUUAAUUACAAACCCUCUAUUUACUUCGUUGCGGUGAGGUUAAGAUCUUACACUGAGCAGAGCGGAGCUGUUUAUUGCCAAGUUGGCUUCAAUUCUUACAUAUCGAAUUCUGCUGAAUCCCUUUUUCUGGCAUGAAGGGAACACCCGUGUGGUAACAGCGUGUCAGGUUUUACUGACAUCACAGCCAAGUUGAAGACUGGAGAGUGACAAACCUUUCACUAGAGAGGAUGACUUUCUUUUCGAAGGCCACUGUGGCCCCAUCAGAGUACCACUGUUAACAGAAGAACUUUUGCCUUGAUGUCAGUGGAGCUUGGAUCAAGUUUUAAAUGAUGAGAGAGAAGAAUGCGUUUUACCGUGUUUGUUUCUUGCAAAAACUGGGACAAUGACACUGAAGGCCAUAUCUGCUGCUAGGCAGCCUUUCUAUCUGCAGCUGAACUUAACAUAAUUCCAAGUUUAACUAUCUUUGCCUCUUACCUCCCUCUUAAUACUACUCACGUUGUUGCAAAAUGUUAUAGUUAACUUGUGAAGGAAGAGGCUGAGUAAAUUGAAUCCAGAGUUUUUAUUACUUUUUGUAUUACAGACCUAUUUUGUAAGAGACCAGAGGUCUGGUGGAAAGAAAUGGCAAGGUUCAUGUGAAGUCUUCAUUGCUUUUGCUUUUAUGUGUCCUUCUUUGGAUUACAACUUGAACUUUGAUUGCAACUGAGUUCAUUCUAUGUCUGUUGAAAGCAUUUGUGUAUUGCUUUUUUGCUCGGUGUUAACCGUGUCACUUAGUGUGAAGGUGAGCUUGCUAGAUGUUUUAUUUAAAGUUAGUGGUGCAAUUUAUUGUAUGUGCUUGUUAAUAAACUAUAUUUUUGGAUAGAA